UCCAUCUGCGCAUGUGCUCUGACCCAGCUGGAAACAAUGGCUGCUCUGGGAAGGAACUUUUUCAGCCUAGUCGCUCGGGGCACUUUAGGCCUUCCAGGUCACCAUGUCAGGUGCCUCCACGGAUCAGCACCUAACGAGAAUGCCAUCCAAGCUCCAGUUUCCAAGCCAAAGUCUCGCACAAAAUGCACCCUGAUCCCUGGCGAUGGUGUUGGCCCGGAGCUCAUGUAUGCCAUGACAGAAGUUUUCAAGGCGGCUGGAGUGCCAGUGGACUUUGAGCAGUUCUUCUUCAGCGAAGUAAACCAGCUGAUGAGUGCGCCCUUGGAGGACGUUGCCGCCUCCAUUGCCAAGAACGGCAUCUGCCUCAAGGGCAUCCUGUCCACACCUGACUACAGCCGAACCGGCGAACUGCAGACCCUGAACAUGAAACUGCGCAGAGAGCUUGACCUUUUCGCUAAUGUGGUGCACGUCAGGUCUCUGCCAGGCGUAAAGAGCAGACAUCAGAACAUCGACACUGUUGUCAUUCGAGAGCAGAUUGAAGGCGAAUAUUCUGCUUUGGAACAUGAAACUGUCAAGGGUGUUGUCGAGUGCUUGAAAAUCGUUACCAGGAAAAAUUCCUCACGCAUUGCUAAAUUUGCGUUUGAUUACGCAACAAGAAAUAACCGCAAGAAGGUCACUGCUGUGCACAAAGCCAACAUCAUGAAAUUAGGUGACGGUCUUUUCCUUCGAAGCUGCCAAGAAGUUGCAAAGCUUUACCCAAAGAUCCAGUUUGAAGCGAUGAUUGUGGACAACUGCACCAUGCAAAUGGUGUCCAACCCAAGACAAUUCGACGUUCUUGUGAUGCCCAACUUGUACGGCAACAUUAUUGACAACUUGGCUGCUGGUCUGGUUGGUGGUGCUGGAGUCGUCGCUGGUGCCUCUUACAGUGCAAAAUGCGUCGUUUUUGAGCCUGGUGCACGACACACUUUCUCCGAGGCUGUGGGCAAGAAUGUGGCCAACCCAACAGCUAUGCUGCUGUGCGGUGCUAAAAUGUUGAACCACGUCAACCUUCAGUUUUACGGAGACAUGAUCAGAAGUGCUGUCGAUAGAGUGCUGAAGGCUGGAAAGGUGCGCACCAAAGACUUGGGCGGUCAGUCGACCACCAACGAGUUCACUUUCGCCAUCAUCAACAACCUUAAGUAGAUCUUCGAAUCUUCUCUCUCCCUCGAAAUAAUUCAAAGUAGUCAUUAAUUGUUGGUACUAUACAAAAGCCUCUACAAAUCCAAAGAAUGAAAGAAAAUCUUGCCUGGCGCACGAACAACCUCAGACAGUAUUCUACAGUUAAGUUUCUUUUACUUUAUUUAUAAACACUUGAGUCUAGUCGCAACAACGCUCAGAAUGUUAACCUAAUUACCAAGAAUGACAGAAAAGUUAAUAAUAAUAAAGAGGCUGUUAUACUGUUGGCAGUUGUAAAAAAACGUGAAAAA
Neocloeon triangulifer is the source of this 1463-nucleotide messenger RNA. RefSeq names its product isocitrate dehydrogenase [NAD] subunit beta, mitochondrial (gene Idh3b). Gene Ontology annotation, molecular function: magnesium ion binding; NAD binding; oxidoreductase activity, acting on the CH-OH group of donors, NAD or NADP as acceptor. Gene Ontology annotation, biological process: tricarboxylic acid cycle; isocitrate metabolic process. The coding region runs from base 37 to 1179 and encodes 380 amino acids. The record is from RefSeq and is a predicted model, not a curated record. Gene Ontology annotation, cellular component: mitochondrion. NCBI's taxonomy places the organism in Eukaryota, Metazoa, Arthropoda, Insecta, Ephemeroptera, Baetidae. The transcript has 8 exons.